CCCUGCCGACUUGUGUCCUCUGGGGAGACCCCCGCAGCCUCCACUGGCCACAGCUCCGCCAGCCCUUCCGGGAGGGAAGCCAGCCUCAGCGCCGCCAAAGGUCUCCUGGGUGUCCUGCCUGCUCCCGGACCCUCUCCCCACGCCAGCCUCCCAUGCCGAGGUCUGCCUUGUCAGUCAUUUCCUUUUGUCACCGGCUUGGCAAACAGGAGAGAAAACAGAGCUUCAUGGGCAACAGCAGCAACAGUUGGUCCCACGCACCAUUCCCCAAGUUGGACCUGGGGCUGGGGUCCCGACCUGUGGCGCCCCGGGAGCCGCCCGCCUGCUCCAUCUGCCUGGAGAGGCCGCGCGAGCCCAUCUCUCUGGACUGUGGCCACGACUUCUGCCCGCGGUGCUUCAGCACCCACCGUGUCCCCGGCUGCGGGCCGCCCUGCUGCCCCGAAUGCCGCAAGACCUGCAAGCAGAAGGGCCUCCGGGGCCUGGGGGAGAGGAUGAGGCUCCUGCCACGGAGGCCGCUGCCCACCGCGCUGCAGGAGACCUGCGCGGUGAGGGCCCAGCCGCUGCUGCUGGUGCGUGUCAACGCCUCCGGUGGCCUCAUCCUGAGGAUGGGGGCCGUCAACCGCUGCCUGAAGCACCCGCUGGCCAGGGACACCCCCGUCUGCCUCCUUGCCGUCCUGGGAGAGCGGCACUCAGGGAAGACCUUCCUCCUAAACCACCUGCUUCAGGGCCUGCCCGGCCUGGAGCCCGGCGAGGGCGGCUGGCCGAGGGAAGGGUGCUCCGGGCAGGGCUUCCGGUGGGGAGCCAACAGCCUCACCAGGGGCCUCUGGAUGUGGAGUCAUCCCUUCCUGCUGGGGAAGGAGGGGAGGAAGGUGGCCGUGUUCCUGGUGGACACGGGGGACGCCAUGAGCCCUGAACUGAGCAGGGAAACGAGGACCCGGCUCUGCGCCCUCACCUCCAUGCUGAGCUCCUACCAGAUCCUCACGGCCUUCCAGGAGCUGAAGGAUACAGACCUGGAGUAUCUGGAGAUGUUUGUCCACGUGGCCGAGGUGAUGGGCAGGCAUUAUGGGAUGGUGCCAAUCCAGCACCUGGACCUCUUAGUUCGUGACUCAUCCCACCCCAGCAAGGCGGGGCAGGGGCAUGUAGGCGACAUCAUCAAGAAGUCGUCCGGCAAAUACCCCAAGGUUCAGGGGCUGCUUCAAGGAAGGCGAGCCCGCUGCUGCCUCCUGCCGGCUCCCAGGAGGCGGUGGGCGAGCAAAGGCCACGGAAGCCCGGGAGACACAGAUGAUGAUGCUGGCCACCUCCGCGCCUACGUGGCCGAUGUGCUGAGCGCGGCCCCCCUGCAUGCCAAGAGCCGCUGCCAGGGCUACUGGAGCGAGGGGCGCCCCGCGGCCCGGGGGGACAGACGCCUGCUCACGGGGCAGCAGCUGGCUCAGGAAAUCAAGAACCUCUCGGGCUGGAUGGGCAGGACGGGGCCUGGGUGCGCCUCUCCGGAUGAGAUGGCUGCCCAGCUGCACGACCUUCGGACGGUGGAGGCUGCCAAGAAGGAGUUUGAGGAGUACUUGCGGCAGCAGGACGUGGCCACCAAGCGCAUAUUCUCUGCGCUCCGGGUGCUGCCAGACACCAUGCGGAACCUCCUGUCGACCCAGAAGGACGCGCUCCUGGCUCGGCACGGGGCGGCCUUGCUAUGCACGGGGAGGGAGCAGACCUUAGAGGCCCUGGAGGCCGAGCUGCAGGCCGAGGCCAAGGCCUUCAUGGACUCCUACACCGUGCGUUUCUGCGGCCACCUGGCCGCUGUGGGCGGCGCCGUGGGCGCGGGGCUCAUGGGCCUGGCGGGGGGCGUGGUGGGUGCCGGCAUGGCCGCCGCGGCGCUGGCCGCGGAAGCUGGGAUGGUGGCCGCGGGAGCUGCAGUGGGGGCCACGGGGGCAGCCGUGGUCGGGGGAGGCGUGGGUGCCGGGUUGGCGGCCACGGUGGGCUGCAUGGAGAGGGAGGAGGACGAGAGAGUGCAGGAGGGGGACCGGGCGCCCCUGCUGCAGGAGGAGUGACCGCCCGCCAGAUGCUCCAGGGAAGGAGAGCUGCCGGGGGGAGGGGAGGGAUGGGGGCCGCUGUUCCAAGGGCCCCUGUGUGCCACACCACCCUGGUUGAACGCCCCAUCUGGGUGGUGACUGGUGACCGAGAAUCGAGGAGACCUCAGGGCCGGCGGCAGAGUGUGAGCCUGGACAGAGUCUGGGGCUGUUUCCGUUGCAGACGACUGCUAACCUGUCUCUCUUCCCAGAUAGACUGGACCCCAGGGUCUCCCGCCAAGAUCGUGGCCCACCCUCCCCGCCCUGGCUUAUUUCCCGAGAUGGUGGGGGGCUAAGCGGGCGCCAUUCUGGAAGUCUCCCCUUCAGAGGCGGGAGCAGCCCCAGGAUGGGUGACCUAGGUGUUCAAGAUUGGGAGCCCUGAUAAGAGGCUGGGGAAGGAGCAGGAGGGGCCCCCGGGCAAAGCCAAAGAGUCCGGGUGGUGCACGGUGGCCUGCCCCCCUGAGUGGAGACUCUUUCCAAAGCUACCCCAGCAGGACGGGGGCCACCCCCUUCUCCCGCAGCCCCGGGGAGCCCACAUGUGCACCGGGAAUGGGGUUCCCUUACGUGUCCCUCGUGGUCGUGCCCUUUGUCCAGCCUGGUCAGUGCCCAUGUUCUUUGUGGAAUGCCAUCCCAGCAACGGGUCAAAAGCCAAAGAAAACACCUGUAGUUGCAUUCUGAGCUCCAUCGACAGCCCUCAUAGCAGAUUCUAUGAAAGUCCUGGGGGGACACAUCCAUGGAACAUGCCCGCCCCCCUCAGCCUAGGGGAGACACCUCCGUCCAUGUUAGCAGGAGACCUGGAUGCAGCCCCCAGGAGGACAGCAAAGCCCCACAAGGAGGGCUUCUAGGCUAUUCAACUGCAAAGGAUUAAUGGGCGCGUCAUACGCAAAAUAAAAUGUGUGUGCU
Molecule: messenger RNA, 2960 nt
Organism: Globicephala melas (long-finned pilot whale)
Lineage: Eukaryota; Metazoa; Chordata; Mammalia; Artiodactyla; Delphinidae
Gene: RNF112
Product: ring finger protein 112
Biological process (GO): protein homooligomerization; endoplasmic reticulum organization
Molecular function (GO): metal ion binding; GTPase activity; GTP binding
Source: RefSeq, a predicted model, not a curated record